AUGCCAGACUUCUCCAGCUUGGAAAUCAACUUGCAGUGGUGUAACCCUCUGGCUGUACUUGAUCUUGCACACCGUGGUGGAGCACUGAGAUGUGGCAGAAUGCUGGUGGAGAUUGUCAAGGAUGAAUGUUCAGUCGAAGCUUUUGACAUCAAUGGUGCAACUUGGUUGUACUAG
Symbiodinium necroappetens is the source of this 174-nucleotide messenger RNA. The record is from the annotation of a GenBank genome assembly. Lineage: Eukaryota; Dinophyceae; Suessiales; Symbiodiniaceae.